UUUAUAUUUUUAACACAUUCUUAAUUCGCGGUUUUAAGGAGGCUUAGAAACACCCGGGGGCGGGGGGCAGAAUUCACCGUCGCACCAAAUAAACAUGGCCGCCUCCGCGCCGUCGGCCGUGUGUGAGAAUAAUGCGGAUGAUAACCUGAACCGUGCGAUGGACGCGGACGAGCUCUCGGUUGCAGAGCAUGAAGGCGAGCACAGCAAGGAACCCGGCCGAGAGACGGACGACCCUUUUAAGAAGCCGGCCCUGUUCGCGAGGCCGUCCAAAGCCGCCAAACGCAGCCCCGCCGCCGCGCCGUCCACAGCCGCAGCGGCCGAGGAGGAGGACGAGGAGGAGGAGGAGGACGAGGACGAGGAGGACGGUCGCGUUAAAGACAACAAUGUGGCGCCUGUCAAAAAGCCAGACGUUAAACCCCGCGUGCUUCCUGCUAAAGCCCCCUACCCCGUGGGGAAGUUCCCCCCUAUCCCGUACGCAGAGCCGCCCUGGGGUGGCGUGGGUCCGGACGUCCCCUACGCGCUGGAGAUCCUGAAGAACGGGACCAUCGUGGACACGGUGCCCCUCACCCACAAGAGCUACUUCGUGGUCGGACGUCUGCCCGUGUGUGACGUGUCUCUGGAGCACCCCUCCAUCUCCAGGUACCACGCCGUCCUCCAGCACCGCAGGCAGGCCGGGGGGGGGUCCGUGGGGGAGGAGAGGGGCUUCUACGUGCACGACCUGGGCAGCACGCACGGCACCGUGGUGAACAAGAACAAGAUCCCCCCGAAGACCUUCAUCCGGCUCCGCGUGGGACACGUCUUGAAGUUCGGGGGGAGCACGAGGCUUUUUAUUCUGCAGGGUCCAGAGUUUGACGAGGAAGAGGAGUCUGAGCUGACAGUGACAGAGUUGAGGGAGAAAGCCCGAAAACAGAAGGAAGAGCUGGAGAGGAGGAUGAUGGGAGACGGUUCUGAUGAUGAUGAUGAUGAUGGUGGUGGUGAUAAGGAGGAGAAGGAGGGAGACGGGCAAGGCGAAAGCAACAAGGGCCAGAGCAAACUGUCUGACUCUGGUUGCUCGUGGGGAAUGGAUGAGGAGGCUGUUCCGGAGGAGGACGAGAACGAGGAAAACCCUUUUUCAACAGAGUUCCAGGAGGACCAGGAGGCCGCCUACCUGAAAGACCCAAAGAAAGCUCUGCAGGGCUUCUACGACAGGGAGGGAGAAGAGCUUGAGUUUGAGUAUGAAGACCAAAGCCACGGCACCUGGCUCUGCAGGAUAAAGCUUCCGGUGGACGACGCCGUUGGCCGCCAGCUGGUCGCCGAGGCGACCCACACGGGGAAGAAGAAGGACGCAGCCAUCCAGUGCUGCCUAGAGGCCUGUCGAAUGCUGGAAGCCAGAGGGCUGCUCCGCCAGGAAGCAGUGUCCCGUAAGCGCAAGAAGAAGAACUGGGAAGACGAGGACUACUACGACAGCGAUGACGACACCUUCCUGGAUCGAACCGGCACCGUGGAGAAGAAGAGGCAGGAGAGAAUGAAAAAGGCGGGGAAGGUGGAGGAGCGGGCCGAGACCUACGAGUCACUGGUGGCCAAACUAUCAGAGGUGGAGAAGGAGUUGGCAGAGACUCAGAAAAAGCUCAGCGGUGGUAGGGGAGACUCCUCCGGCUCCUCCGCCGAAGACCCUCUGGAUGUCUUCAUGACCGCGGUGCAAAGCGAGGUGGCGAUGGACGCCGUGGAGCGCAGGAAGCUUCAUGUGCACGUGGCCAACCUGCGCAAGGACGCACAGAGGCUGCGCAAGCUGGUGGAGCUCACACGGCCCGCCCAGAUGCCCUCGCUGCUGCCGAGUGGUAGCUCAGAGCCAGAGAAGCCCAAGUCCUUACCGCUGUUUGGAGCCAUGAAGGGGGGAAGCAAAUUCAAACUGAAGACCGGCACCAUCGGGAAGUUGCCUCCAAAGCGCCCCAACUUGCCCGCAGAGCUCUUCAACAUGAAAGAGCUUCCACCCAGUGGAGAAGAAGAGGAGGAGGAGGAAGAAGAAGAGACUGCAGCAGAGGAAAAUGAGGAUAAUGAUGAUACAGAGUGUGCGACCAUUCCUGAGACUAACUCUGAAGAGUCCGGCUCGUCCAUGUCUAUAGAGAGCAGUCCGUCAGAGCAGCAAAGACGGAAACCAGCACGGUCAAAAGGGCCAAGCCACAAACGGAGGGGAGGGGAGGAGUCCUCUGAAGCAGUGGAGCAGGAUCCUGAGCUUAAGGAUGUGGCCUCACCGAGUCCAGAGUCUAAAGCGGGAGGCAACGGAGGGCCAGCAGCAGAGCCCAGCCCCAGAAAGAAUGAGAAGAAGAAAGUGAUGGGCCCUAGCAGGCCACCAAAGCAGCUCUCUGGACCGUAUCCAGAGGACGACCCCGAUUACUGCGUCUGGCUGCCUCCUACAGGUCAGUCUGGAGAUGGACGUACACACCUGAACGACAAGUACGGCUACUGAGGGAAAACGAGAGAGAGUUCCCGUGUCUCCACUCCACCAGCUUCUAUUCUGCAGAUAAUACCUGCAACACAAAGCCUCCGUAGCUCUGACCAUUAACCCUCUCUGCCCAUCCCAGUCCCUUUGUGUGGUUCAGCUUAGAAAGAAAAAAAAGCCUGGAAAAAAUGAAGAGCCUGUAACACAGACCAGAUAUAAUAGAGCUGCAUCUUUCAUUAUCUCUUUUUUGGGGGGGGAUAUAUUUGCAUUCUUAGACUGGGAUAAACAAAAAGCACAACGUUCUAAUUCACAUUAAACUGGCAAACUCUGGGCGCAGACACUGGGCAGUCAGCCUGCUGGCACUUUCCACCAAUGACAACAACAAUAGAAAUGGGCUGCACUUGGAUUUUUUUGUCCCUUUUUUUUUUUUCUUUUUAAUUAAAGUUUAGAAUUCUAUAUCAUCCAAGCAGAAAAAGGGAAAGGGACAGAGCUGGAGCACUAACUGAUCUGAAUUCUGCUUUCUGGUCUCUGGCUGCUCCUCCUGCAGUUAAAUCCACCUGACAUCCCAUCCGUAUCCCUCCUGUUUGGCUUCAAUCGAUCGCUGGCAUAACCUUUUUUUUUGGUUUUUCAAAAAAAAAGUGUUUGUAGCAGGGAGAGAGAGAGCGAGAGAGAGAGAGCAUUGAAGCAGCUUUUCUGACCAUCUGGACACUUGGAUGGCUUACUGGAUGAAACGCAAGCUGAUAAUGACUCAAGCUAAGUGGAGGGUGUGUCUACAACCGACACACACACACGUAGCACAACCUUCUCAAAGUUCUCUUUUUAACAAGAUUGUCUUCAUGAGUGAGUCAGCUAUUGGGGUGUUUGCCUAGAGCAGGAUUCCUCGCUCUGUGAAAUCCCACUCAGUGCUGUUCUGUUUGGUUUUUACAGCCGCACUCACCACCCUCUUCACUGUCGGGAAGGUAAAAGAAACUGUGUUUUGUUAUAUAAGUGUCAAAUAAAAUUGUCUGU
Anoplopoma fimbria (sablefish) is the source of this 3427-nucleotide messenger RNA. RefSeq names its product solute carrier family 4 member 1 adaptor protein (gene slc4a1ap). Gene Ontology annotation, molecular function: mRNA binding; protein binding. The record is from RefSeq and is a predicted model, not a curated record. NCBI's taxonomy places the organism in Eukaryota, Metazoa, Chordata, Actinopteri, Perciformes, Anoplopomatidae.